This is a messenger RNA of Monoraphidium neglectum, 921 nucleotides long. RefSeq lists its product as hypothetical. Gene Ontology annotation, cellular component: cytoplasm. NCBI's taxonomy places the organism in Eukaryota, Viridiplantae, Chlorophyta, Chlorophyceae, Sphaeropleales, Selenastraceae. The annotation marks the transcript as partial. The record is from RefSeq and is a predicted model, not a curated record. The transcript is spliced from 4 exons.
GCAGCAGCGGGCCCGCUGCUGGUGGUACCGGACGCCCGCGCCGCAGGCGCCGCCGCCGGGGCGUGCGCGCCUUUCAGGUUUGAGAGCAAGCGCUGCCGCAUCGAUUGGCGGCUCCUCCACAGCGUUGACGUCAACAGAGUGGUGCGCGACACCGACGUGGACGCCUUGGAGCGCGUCGCCGCCGCCGUAGCAUGGGGCGACCUGGAAGCCGAGGAGCCCCGCCACCUCAGCGAGUUGAACUUUGUGAAAGCGUUCCGGCUGGCGCAGCUGCUCGUGGAGUACCUGCUGCACGUGCAGGACACCUUAGCGAAUGCCAAUGGCGCCCUGGAGCGGGACGCCGCGGCGUCUGCGGCGCACGUGUCGUGCCUGCGGGCGCGGCUGCAGGAGGUGAUGGCCGAGCUGAAGCACGCGCGCAACGAGCUGCGGCGGGCGCGAAAAAGCGUCAAAACCUACGAGCUCCUGGCAGAGGCCCGCGGCGGCCCGGGCGGCGGCGCUGUUCCUCCUGCGGUUGCGGCGGCGCCAGCAGCAGCGGGGACAGCGGGGGCCGUGCUCCAUUGCUGUGUGGAGCCGCGGGACGGCGGCAGCGCGGCAGGCGUGCAGGCGGCCGCGGCGGCAAUUGUUGCGGAGGCGGUGCAGCUGAUGCAGCAGCAGCAGCAGCAGCAGCAGCAGCAGCAGCAGCAGCAGCAGCAGCAGCAGCAGCAGCAGCAGCAGCAGCACCAAUUGCAGUGGCAGUCGCCGCAUCAACACCAGCAGGCAGCGGACCACACCGCGGAGCGGCUGGCGUCGGUGGCUGCUGAGGUGGAGCGGCUCAGGCGGGAGCGGGAGGAUCUGUCUCACCAGAUCAGGCGCAUGAGGGACGUGCUUGAGGCCAAGCUGGCUGGUGCAGACAUGGUGCGCACAACCAAGGCAGCUGCUGGCUAG